Messenger RNA from Engraulis encrasicolus (European anchovy), 3191 nucleotides. Its product is annotated as outer dense fiber protein 2-like. The transcript has 18 exons. Gene Ontology annotation, cellular component: centrosome. Gene Ontology annotation, biological process: regulation of cilium assembly. The coding region runs from base 367 to 2910 and encodes 847 amino acids. Lineage: Eukaryota; Metazoa; Chordata; Actinopteri; Clupeiformes; Engraulidae. The record is from RefSeq and is a predicted model, not a curated record.
GUAAACAAAGCCGCGACGUAGGCUACAUUAGCUGAAGUUGAAUGGUUUCCCGACUGCUUUUGACACACGGAAUAAAAAAGUAAACCACCAAGUUAUGCAAUAAGUAUGCAAAUGCCACAUCAGUGGACAAACCUGGCGGAGACUUCACUCUGGACGAUCAUGGAUAACUUAUUUCGCUAACAAUCACAGCUUUCCAUUCAAGAUAGCAAAGUAAGCUAAUCAAAGUGGCUAUGUUGAUGGCGUUGUAAAUGCUAUUGCAGCAGACAAAUAUAAGAUUUUGUGCAAACGUUGAAUGUGCGUGGUGGCUUUUAAAUUUACUCUGAGAGAAUUGCUGAACUUGCUAUCACCAUUUUGACGAAGUCCAAGAUGAGAACACGGUCCCACUCGCCACCCAUUCAUGUCCAUGUCCCCGACUCUUCCACGGCCCUACAUGUUCACCUGAGGAAGGGUCAGAGCUGUACUUCCUCCCAGGCGCAUCAGAAUGAAACGUCCAAUCUACGAGCCACAGCAAAGGUGAGGGCCAAAGUGCCCUGGCUCCCACCUGGGAAGAACACCCGCCAUCGUGAAAACUACAAGUGGGAGGGAGCGUCCCACUGUUUGGAGAUCACCUCUGGCGUCCAGUCUGAUGUGGGCUCUUCUCCACUGAAGCUAGCUGACCUGUCCAAAGAUGCUAGGGAAGCAAGAGGUGAAACCUUGACCAAAUAUGACCACCGAGCAGACGCACUCAUGUCAGAGGGAGACCAAGUGAAGAGAAAGGUGAAGUUGCAGGAGAAGAAACAGCUCCUGGAGCGCCAGACAGAGCACCUGGACGUGUGCCAGCGGCUGAUCGGGGUGCGUGAGGAGCAGCUGGCCGAGGCCAGCAUGGAGCUGGAGGAGUCGCGCAGGGCCAACACGGACCUCAGGCGGUCCCUGGAACAGAUGCAGAUGCAGGACAGCGCUGAGUACGACAGGGCACAUGGAGGAGGGGCUGGCCAGGGUGACGUGGACUUGCUACUCAGGAAGCUGGUGGAGGCGGAGAUAGACGGGGAGGCAGCGGCACAGCAGGUGGCAGCUCUACGGGAUCUCAUCAAUCACCUGAAGAAGGAGAGGAAGAUGUCCAAGCCGGAUGCAUCUCUGCUCGGCCGGCAGCAUGAGGCGCUGGUCAAGAAACUAGAGGCAUUUGAGAACACCAACCGAGGCCUCAGGCAGCUCUUACGGGACCAGCAUGGCCGAGAGACGGACGUGAUACGAGCACUAGAGGAGAGGGAAGAACUCCUCCGGAGACUGGCCGAGUCUGAAGCUGAGAAAGCGAGACUGGAGGCUAAACUCAGCACAAGAAUGAAAGAAGCCAAUCAGAUAUCCGAACACUUGGAAGGAGAGAAGGACCUUGCCAAGAGCUCCAGGUAUCUGUCCAAGGCUCUGGAGACCACUCAUGGACACUUGCAGAAGCAACUACUCAAGAAAGAAGUGGAGAAUAACCACCUGGAAGCACAGAUUGAGAUGAUGGAGGGCACUCUGGGUCAGCAGCAGGAGGAGAUGCAGACUCUUCGGCAGCAGAUUCAGCUGCUGCAGCGCCACCACCAGGUCGACCAGGAGGUGCAGCAUCACGAAGACCAAUCGCAGAGGAAGAGGGCGGAGCUGAGUGAGAGCCACGCCUCCAAGCUCUCCACUCAGCUGAUGGAGAAGGAGGCUCAGCUAGCAGAUGCCCUGUCCACGGCGGAGCAGCUGAAGAUCCGUCACACCAAAGAGACCCGAGACAGGAGACAGCAGGAGCUGCAGCUCAUCGCUCUGAAGAACCGUGUGGCUGAGCUGACGGAGCUGCUGGAGACGGCGGACGGGAAGUUCUGUGUGGAGAAAGAGGGGAUCCUGGACCGCCUGCACCGCCUCACCUCCGAGGCCUCCUCCACUCGCCUGGAGAACCAGAGACUCAAGACCACCCUCUCUGCAUCGGAGGACAAGGUGACUAUGAUGCAGACAGAGCUCCAGCACUUGAAAAGCACUAUCACUGACUUUGAGAAGCUGGUAGAUGGCUACAAAUCACAGGUGCAGAAAACUCGUGAGGAGUCGGAGGAGUACCAGGCGAAGCUGGAGGCCACGGAGCGGGAGCUGCGCGGGGUGCGUGUGGACGGGGAGCGUGAGGUGGAGGCGGUGCGCAGGCAGCUGGGGGGCCGCGUGAUGGAGCUGGAGCCCGUGGCCGAGGCCCUGAGGAGGGUGGAGGAGCAGCUGAUGGAGGCCCGCCAGCAGGAGGACAGGCAGCGUCGCCGCGGAGCAGAGCAAGGCCAAGCCCUCGAAGACAUGAAACUCAGGGUGGAGCAGCAGAACAUGCGCCUGGAGACGCUGCAGGAGAAAAACAUGGUGCUGCUGGAGGAGAACAACGAGCUGAGAUGCUCCUUGGACACCUUGGAGAGGCGCGUGGAGGAGGCGAACGGUGCGAAGAGGGAGCUGCUGGAGACGCUGGCUCUGCGGGACGACAGGAUGAGGAGCUCGCAGCUGCGGCUGGAGGAGAAGAGCCGCGAGAACGAACUGCUCACCCGGCAACUGGAGGAGGCACGCGGAGACACGCAGAGACAGGUAGAGCAGAGUCUGGAGCGGGCGCAGACAAAGGAGAGGACUGUACAUGCCAAAGCCCUGGACCUGGAGACUCAGCUGAGCGUGGCCAAGUCAGAGAUGAACCAGCUACGCCACUGCAAGGAGGAGAUGGAGCGGCGUAUGCAUGGCAAGGUGGAGGACCUGAAGCGCCAGCUGGAGCAUUCAGACAGCACCAACCGCAGCCUGCAGACCUACGUGCAAUACCUCAAGGCCUCCUUCGCCACCACCUUCGGAGGGGACUCCCUCCUCACCAGCACCCCCACCUCACACCACCACCACCACAUGCACACUGGACGCCGUUCAGACCAUGUAGAUAAUUAUGCCGAAAAAGGAUACUUUUAAUAAAUCUGACUGGAUUUAUGGCAUAAUUGACUGAAAUUAUAAGGUGUGUGUGUCUGUGUGAAGUGUGCUUUUGACUUGUGGUAGUGAGGCUGGUGCAUGUGUCCAAUGACCUCAAGGUCUCCUUUGCCAUUACCUUUGGAAGAGGCCCCAUCCAUCCUCAUCACCACCGCCAGCCGACCGCCAUACUCACCCACCACCCACCAUUAAGAGAAAUGUUUAGACAGUGACGUGACGGACAAAUGGGAUAAUUUUUAAUAAACGUGCCUGAGCUAAUUAAAUUA